This is a messenger RNA of Nematostella vectensis (starlet sea anemone), 1017 nucleotides long. RefSeq lists its product as uncharacterized. Gene Ontology annotation, molecular function: nucleic acid binding; zinc ion binding; aspartic-type endopeptidase activity. Bases 1 to 1017 code for a protein of 338 amino acids. The transcript has 2 exons. NCBI's taxonomy places the organism in Eukaryota, Metazoa, Cnidaria, Anthozoa, Actiniaria, Edwardsiidae. The record is from RefSeq and is a predicted model, not a curated record. Gene Ontology annotation, biological process: proteolysis.
AUGGGAGAAAGAGCUGAAGACGUACUGAGCACAUUCUCACUUACCGAAGCCGAAUCAAAGGAUUACAAGGUCGUAGUACAGAAAUUCGACGGUCAUUUCGUCAAGAAGAGAAACACGAUUUUCGAAAGAGCAAAGUUCAACCAAAGGGUACAACUUGCCGGCGAAAGCGUGGAUGCAUUCAUCACUGACCUGCAUAGUCUAGCGGAAUAUUGCAACUAUGGAAGCCCCUCAAUCUCAAACGAGAAUUCUGUGGAUAAAAUUGGAAAGAAAAUUUGGAAGCACAGAGACAUCAAGAAACCUUUCAAGACACCAGAGUCAAAAGAGUCCAAGACCAAGUGCGGUAGAUGUGGCAAGACCCCUGCCCAUGCUCGUGCCCAGUGCCCUGCGGCCGAUGCCGAAUGCCAUAAAUGUAAGAAGAAAGGCCAUUUUAAAGCGAUGUGUCGAAGCGAAAAGUCUGUUAGAGAAGUGAGUGAUAACUCAGAACCAUCCCUAGGAACUAUUGACGUCGAAGAACUUACAACCGACUGUUGGAAUGUUGACGUGACACUGGAAGGGAUCCCUGUCAGUUUUAAACUGGACACCGGCGCAGACGUGACUGUAAUUCCAGAGCAAAUCUUCAAGAAAACUGGAUGCAAACGGUCUAACACCAGACUUACUGGUCCUGGUCAACAGAAGCUCAAGGUACAGGGUAUGAUUGAGGCUCACAUAACACACAAGUAUAAGUCAAUCAAGGAAAACAUCUUUGUUGUGAAGGAUCUUAUGCGUCCAUUGCUAGGCAGACCAACGAUUGAGACUUUGAACUUAGUUUCUGUCAUAAAUUCAGUCAAGCUGACACAGGAGGAAAUCUGCAAGAAGUUUUCAAAGUUGUUCAAAGGACUGGGAAAGCUAGAUACAGAGUAUCAUAUUGAGCUCAAGGAUGGAGCAGAGCCAUACGCAGUACACACAGCAAGGAGGGUAGCCCUACCAUUACUGCCCAAAGUGAAACAAGAGCUAAGCGGCUUGAGACGCAGGGUGUAA